Molecule: messenger RNA, 1536 nt
Organism: Penicillium hordei
Lineage: Eukaryota; Fungi; Ascomycota; Eurotiomycetes; Eurotiales; Aspergillaceae
Exons: 3
Coding region: 1-1536 (511 amino acids)
Source: RefSeq, a predicted model, not a curated record
AUGGAUAUCUUCUAUCGGCGGAAAACUCACAUGCCGCUGGUGUUCAACGGUAUUUUAUGUUCAACGUUGGUGUCAACGUUGAUGUCAACGUUGAUUCAACUUUCUGACACCAUUCAUCACACUUACAUUGCGAAGGAUGCUGGAAUGAGAAUACUCAAAGGAUACUGGCGAAAUCAUAUUCGCUCGGAGCGCCGGGCAGGACGAAAAGUACCGCACCUGGAAAAGACUGCCCAAAGUGCGGCGAAGCAAUACCACGAUGCCAUCCGCAAACAAAAGAAGACGCACUGGAAUGACUUUCUCGCAGACAACGAUAACAUCUGGAAAGCCGCUAAAUACGUGAAUUCGGGAGAGGACGCAGCAUUCGGGAAGCUACCGCAGCUCGUUAGAGCAGACGGGACUACCACCACGGAUCAUCAAGAGCAAGCAGACGAGUUGCUGUCCAAAUUCUUCCCACCCCUGCCGGACAACAUUGAUGAUGAAGGGAUCAAACCACAAAGAGAGCCAGUGGGAAUGCUUGCCAUCACCCUGGAGGUAGAACGACAGCUUCUUGUAGCGAAAUCGUGGAAGGCGCCAGGAGAGGACAGCCUGCCGGCGAUAGGUUGGAAGAUGACGUGGCCCACGGUCAAGUACAGGGUCCUUGAACUAUUCCAGGCGUCGCUGGCAGAAGGCUCGUUGCUAAGACAGUGGAGACACGCGAAGAUCAUACCGCUCAAAAAACUGAAUAAAGAAAAUUACACUAUUGCAAAAGCAUGGAGACCGAUCUCACUCCUAGCGACACUGGGCAAGAUACUGGAAUCAGUAGUUGCAGAAAGGAUCUCACAUGCGGUGGAAACCCACGGCUUGCUUUCGACCAGCCACUUUGGAGCCCGGAAACAGCGGUCCGCUCGAAACGAACGGCGAACGUCCAGAUCAAUGGGCAAUUGUCGGAGGUCCAAAGCCUGCUACAUGCUGGGCUACCGCAGGGCUCGCCCCUGUCCCCGAUCCUAUUUCUCUUCAUCAACGCAGACCCCGUGCAAAGGCAAAUCGAUAAGUAACUGGGAAGGAAUUGAAGCAAUUACCAAUGAAGCCCUCGACUGGGAGAGGAGAAGCGGAGGGACCUUUGAAGCUGACAAGACAGCUAUCAUACACUUUGCUCCCAAGACGCGUGAAUCGGACCACGAUCCGUUUACCAUCAAGGACAGACGGUUCGUAGCAGAGGCGGAGGCUCACAUUGCCACUGCGCAGCAUCGAUUCUGGAGACGGGCCGUGAAGAUGUGGACGGACAUACACACUCUAUCGGAAACCAAUCCUCUCCGCAGAAAUACAGAUCGGAUCAAGAAGUUCAGAAGAUACCACCGCUCACCGUUGUAUCAGGUAGCCGAUGCGCUCAAGCAUAUCGACAUGGAAACACUGGAAACGAUUAACCUAUUUACGUUAUCCCCGUGGGAGGAACGCAUGCAGACCGAUAUUGAUCAACCGCAGGAUUUCCAGGCCAGAGCAGGCGUGUACAUGCAGAUCGCGGUCAGCAGCUCGGCUCAGAACAAGCUGGUCGAGUAA